GCUCUCUACAGUCUCCUUUUGUGCACCGUUAAAAGAAAGAGGAAGUUUUCUGUCACCAGCUGAGUGCGUUCACAUGCUGCGCACCGCCACACUCAGCCAGCGCGCAGAGGAGAGGGCUUGUUUUUCGGCUAUGGAUGUCUACCAGGAGGCUGUGCAAUAUCUGGAGUCACAGAACAUACCAGUGUCUGCUGCAGUGGCAGAAGAAGCUGAUGUCUUGGAGGAGGACGUUUUCCCAGAGGAGGCAGUGUCCUGUUUUCUCUCCCCGCUGAACACUGAGAGCGUGGACUUCCCUGACACCCCUACAACAUGCAGCAAGGAGGAAAUGUUGGAGAGGAGGCUCACGGUGCUGAAAGGCAUCCUGGAGAGCGAGGAGAUUUACCUCAGAGAGCUGGACACCCUGUUGAUGCCCAUGAAGGCUCUGCGGGCUUCAGCUGGGACCUCUCAACCAGUUCUGUCCAGCCAGCAGGUCCAGACCGUUUUCUACCAGGUGCCUGAGCUCAGAGACGUGCAUCAAACGUUUUACACAGGUCUGAAAGCCCGUUUGAGUGCUUAUGACCAGACUGAGAUCAGCACUGGUAACGAGACAGAAAUGAGAUGCAGAAGCUUUGAGCUGGUGGUCGGGGACCUGUUCCAGAAAAUGGUGAGCCAGAUUGGUCUGUAUGGUGGCUUCAUUGAAAACUACGUGAAAGCUGUUGAAGUGGUUAGGAAGUGCACACACUCAGACCCUCGCUUCCGAACUCUGGCCGAGAGCAUGAUGUCUAACAACGGCACAGACAAAGCUCGGACUACAUACACAUUUGAAGCUCUUCUUUACAAGCCCUUGGACAGAGUUACAAAGACCACAUUAGUGCUGCAGGAUCUCCUGAAGACGACGCCAACAGAGCAUAGAGAUUACACAGCCUUACAGGAAGCUCUGAGAUUGUCUCGCAGCUUCCUGUCUGGUGUCAACGAGAGUUCACAAAGUAAACGGGAGGUCACAUUAAGUCGUGGGAUGAGACGCCAGCUAAUGCGAGAUGGCUUUGUGGUGGAUGUGAGUGAGGGUGAACGCAGCCUGCGUCACCUCUUCCUUUACACCGACCUCCUGCUGUGCACAAGAUUUAAACAUGCAAAUAGAGGGAAGCAGGACCAGUACAGAUUCUGCUGGUAUCUGCCCCUCGCCGGUCUCAAACUUCGCUGGGUUGCAGACAAGGAACGGCCGCCAGAAACCAACGCGCGCUUACACAGCAUACGAACAAAGAUGUACGUCCUGCGUCAGCAGCUACUACAGCAGCUCCGGCAAAAUCCGAAAACAUCCAGGAGCCUGGCAGCCCGUAGCCAGAAGAAACUGGAACAAAUGGAGCUGAUGUUGCUCACACACUUGAUUGCUUACAGACUGGAGCUGCACAGCCCCAGUGGCAAGAGUCAUGCUCUCCUCUUCUCCUCUCUCUAUGAACUAGAAGAAUGGAGGCAGGCCAUACACAAACUCACCACAACUAACAUAGAAACUGUCCCUCCAGACUUGCUCACGUUGACCAGUUCGUGUGUGAAAUUGAGAAUGACCCAGCAACCACCUCUACAUAGCACUAACGCCGGACUGAACGAGGAGUCGUUAUGUGGGACUUUGAGUGUGGCCAUUGAUUCUGCUGUUGGCCUACAGGAGCCAGCUUGUGUGUAUGUGUGUGUGGAAGUGGAUGGCUUCAAGUUUUACGAUCAGCAGACACAGACACACUCUUCAGUCCUCAGCCUAAACCCACACUGGGACCAGGAGCUGUCUUUCCAGGUGGACGGUGCACAGAACUUGAGGGUGUUAUGUGUGAGUCAGUCAAAUGGACAGGAUGAUACUGUUCUGGGAAAAAAUACAGUAAAGUUGGACUCUAAAACUCUGAAUAAGCGAUGGAAAAAACAGACCCUACAGCUGGGGCAGGUGGAGCUUACCCUCUCUCUGAAGUACUGUCCCCACCCACUGGGACCACCCAGCUCCACAGUUCAACAGCCGCCAAUCUUUGGCGUCCCCAUUGAAACCGUGGCAAAACAGGAGGGAGUGCUGGUUCCUCAUGUGGUGCGAUGCUGCGUGGAGGAAGUGGAGAGGAGAGGCAUGGACGAGGUGGGAAUCUACAGGAUUUCAGGAACAACUAGUGAAAUCAGCAUGCUCAAGGCUGCGUUCAACACCAAUCUCCGUGAAGCGGUGACGAAGCUGAGAAGCGCAGAAGUGAACGCCGUGUCUGGUGUUCUCAAACUGUACUUCAGAGAGCUGCCUGAACCCCUGAUACCCACUGAGCUUUUUCAGAGUCUGACAAGAAGUCUAGACAUCCAGGAUCAAAACCCACGGCUGGUCUCCAUGUUGUCCCUGCUGCAGUCUUGUCCUGAUGCCAACCGCCACACCUUCCUCUACCUGCUGCAUCACCUCCAACGAGUCUCAGAGAGGCAACACAUUAACAAGAUGUCUCUACUAAACCUUGCCACUGUGUUUGGGCCGAGUCUCCUACGCCCCCCGGUGGCUGGGCAGGGACACCUUGGGCCCACUGUGGAUAUCUCUCAGGAGGUGGUGGUACAGGUCCAAGUCGUUUUCAGCUACCUGCAGUGCAACAACCUCCCUGAAGCCCAGCUCUCUCUGCCACAUGACUCAGACACUGAGGAUUAGGCCACCCACAUAUGAGACCACCAGCUGUGUCAUGGCCAGAAAGACAUAUAAAUGGUUAGAAACCACACUGAGAGACUGCUGUAAGAUUACCAAUAACAAUAAACCUAUUUAUUGAAUUUUAAAAAA
Molecule: messenger RNA, 2746 nt
Organism: Oreochromis aureus
Lineage: Eukaryota; Metazoa; Chordata; Actinopteri; Cichliformes; Cichlidae
Product: active breakpoint cluster region-related protein
Exons: 22
Coding region: 74-2620 (848 amino acids)
Biological process (GO): positive regulation of GTPase activity; signal transduction
Cellular component (GO): membrane
Molecular function (GO): guanyl-nucleotide exchange factor activity; GTPase activator activity
Source: RefSeq, a predicted model, not a curated record